This is a messenger RNA of Porites evermanni, 858 nucleotides long. The record is from the annotation of a GenBank genome assembly. NCBI's taxonomy places the organism in Eukaryota, Metazoa, Cnidaria, Anthozoa, Scleractinia, Poritidae.
AUGCUGGCCUUUCCUCAUCCUCAGAACAUGAACUUGGUGGACGUGAAGUUUCCAGUAGUUGCUGUCUUUUGCGUUUAGCCAUAUCUCUAUCUCUGUAUCUUUUCUAACAACAGUGGCUUGCAGAUUAUGCAACUUAAAUACAUCCUUGGUGCAUGUAAAACUACUUUGCACCAGCUUUCGAGAUGACCAAUCAAGCCUAUAUACUAAUACAGCUAGGUAAGAGAUCACAAUUUCAUAAUUUGACCUUCAUCUUUGUAUUUUCACGCACUACUCAGUUAAAAGGUAGCUAUUCUCUGCUCUUUUUCACAAAUGCAUUAAAUCCAUCUUCAUGAAAGUUGUAUGGUUGGUUAAGGGGAUCCCACUUCAUGAACUUCGGUGUAUGUAGAAGUGGAAACAUACAGUUGCUACAGCGAAGUUGGAUGGGAUUUCUCAAAGAGCUUCCAGGAUGAGCAGCCUUUUCAACACAUUGACACAAUUUGGGCAUGUGAUUGGCAAAAGAGUUUCUGUUUGAUUAUGCCAAGUUUCUUUGCAGUUUAUGCCAUCUGGCUUUCCUUUAAACCCUUGUGCCAAGUGUUCAAUUGUUACUCUAUCCAGAAAGAUGUCUUCAAGUUGAAUUCCCAAAACGAAAUAAUCCAGGUAGUUACACCAGUUCCUCUCGCAUUCAGGGCAUGGGGUUGCAUACUCGAGAAGUUUCACAUGAUCAUUAGAACAGCAUAUUUUAUAAUGUUUGAAUGCUUGGUAACCAAGGUUCUUCAAAUAACUAAUGACAGACAGCCAAUUUUUGUGUGGAAUACGUUCAUCGUCAAGAGGCUCAUGAACAUCAGGAUCAUCAAAGUGGUGAUCAUCCUGAAUGGCUGA